UACGAUUUCUUACUCCUGUAGCGAAGCUAUACUCCCAUCUCUUACAAAAUUGCAUACACACACACACACACACACACAUAUAUAUAUAUAUAUAUGUACACAAACACUUUCCAAUUCCGAUCAUAACUCAGUAGUUCUACUCCGACAAACAGUACAAUAUAGUACCAAGAUGUCUUACCCAAAGUCGACCCCAGAAAUCUCUCUCUACCCAGAAGUCAUUCUCACAAACCCAGAAGCCACUUCUCCUCUCCUCUCCAAGCCGACCACCACCACCUCUUCUUCUUUGUACCCUGCCAUUGACAUGACGGACGUCGCCGACAAUCUCUUCCCCGACGACGACGCCGUUUCGACCCACCCCUCCGAGGAGGUGCUGGUCACGAUCCCCGGCGCGAUGCUCCACCUCAUCGAGAACGACAACAGCGUCGAGCUCGCCUGCGGCGAUUUCUCCGUGGUCGGCCUCCGGCAAGGCGCCAACAUCGUCGCCGUCCUCGCCCGCAUCGGCGACGAGAUCCAGUGGCCGCUGGCGAAAGACGAAGCCACCGUGAAGCUCGACGAGUCGCACUACUUCUUCACCCUCCGAGUCCCUUCCACCGACGAAUUCGCGACCGAGAGCGACGACGGCGAGAUCGUCUCCGUCGCGGCGGGGCAGUUCGAGGUGCUAAAUUACGGCCUGACGAUCGCAUCCAAAGGGCAGGAGGGUUUGCUGAAGGAAUUGGAUCGAAUUCUGGAGACGUACAGCUGCUUCUCGACGGAGAAGGUGACGGGAGGGGAAUUUAGGGUUUUGGACGGGGCGGUGGCGAGGGAGACGACAGCGGAGGAGAUGAGAUCGGAGUCGGAGAAGAUGGAGAGGUUGAGGGAGAGCUCGGCGGCGUAUUGGACGACGCUGGCGCCGAAUGUGGAGGAGUACGGGGGGCGGGUGGCGAAGAUGAUUGCGGCCGGGUCGGGGCAGCUCAUCAGAGGGAUCUUGUGGUGCGGCGACGUGACGGUGGAUAGGCUCAAGUGGGGGGAUGAGUUCUUGAGGAAGAGACUGGCGGCCACUUCCACUGCCACCGUUUGUCCUCGUACCUUAAGGAGGAUCAAGAGGGUUAAGAAGCUGACAAAGAUGUCGGAGAAUGUGGCCCUUGGAAUCCUUUCUGGGGUCAUCAAAGUAUCAGGAUUCUUCACGAGUUCGAUAGUGAACUCUGCAGUGGGCAAGAAAUUUUUUAGCCUCAUGCCUGGAGAGAUUGUCCUUGCUUCCUUGGACGGAUUCUCUAAAGUCUGCGAUGCUAUUGAAGUCGCUGGAAGGAAUGUCAUAUCAACCACAUCGGUUGUGACCACUGGACUUGUUUCUCAGAGGUAUGGAGAACAAGCAGGACAGGCGACAAAUGAAGGGCUUGAUGCGGCAGGGCAUGCUAUUGGGACUGCAUGGGCCGUCUUUAAGAUAAGAAAAGCUCUCAAUCCAAAGAGCGUUAUUAAACCCACAACUCUUGCUAAAGUUGCUGCUGGAGCCAACUCUCCUCAGUUGAGGAGGGCUAAAACCAAGUAGUGACCUCAGAAACAGUUCUCUCUGCCUACGGUUAGCAAAUGUAGCUUAGAGUGGAAACCUUUGUAUGAAUAGCGGAAGGAAUUGCAAAUAUAUGUUGGUUCUUUGUAACAUGUUCACCCAGUAGUAAAAGUUUUUUUUUGCCCUAUUAUAUUAUUACUUUACUGAAUCGGUAUUCAACUGGUUCUAUAAUUUCAUCGUGUGCUUUAGAGGAUAUACAUUGGAUUUGAUUAUCAUAUCAAUAUAGCAUGUUGAGACAAUCCUAUUCGAGGCGAUAAAAGAUGAAAGGGGAUUAGAGCUAGUUGCUAUAAUGUGACGUCAAAGAACAUUAGUUAUGCCAACUGAGGUUCUUUUGCCCAAGUAUGUAUCCCAUUCUGCAGCAACUAUAGGAUUUUUGGUCUUUCAUUAUCAUAAA
Messenger RNA from Morus notabilis, 1937 nucleotides. Its product is annotated as protein EARLY-RESPONSIVE TO DEHYDRATION 7, chloroplastic. The coding region runs from base 170 to 1525 and encodes 451 amino acids. Lineage: Eukaryota; Viridiplantae; Streptophyta; Magnoliopsida; Rosales; Moraceae. The record is from RefSeq and is a predicted model, not a curated record. The transcript has 4 exons. Gene Ontology annotation, cellular component: plasma membrane.